UCAGUGUUUUGAGAAGAGUGGUAGUGAUUUAACGCGGCUGUACGAACGUGGGUUGUAAAACUUACAAGUAAAUUGCCGGAAUACCUGUUCUAGCCGAGAAGUGCUAAAGAUUGUGCAGUUCUCCGUGAAUAGCUUCUGGGUUGCGGAAGAGUGUUAUCUUGUCUAUAAACCAAGCACGUGCCCUAACUGCCUUUAGUUUUAUCUUGAAGUCAAAAGUUAUCACUUUAAGUGAAAGUGCGACUGCUCAUUUGGAACUAUUCUUAGAUACAUUCCUCUAUCUUAAAGCUCUUCUGAAAUAGCCGAAGAGUCUUCGGAACCAACUCUUUGAUUAAGCAGUUUCUCUCUUUUUCAUCCGCUUUCCAGCAAUCUUUUUCGUUUUAGAUAGAUGUUCACAUAAAGAGCUAUUUACCACGGGGCUCGUAUCAGUGUGGCUCACUGCUAGAUAAGCUAAUAUAUUUGAACAUUUUGAAGAGUCACUGCCAAGUAUUUGAAGGCCUGCGUAGCGCGCCCAGUGAAUAGUUAGCCCACACUAGUGGCUUAAGAUUGAUCGUACUUUUAAUUACAGAGUUUAAGGCUUAGAAUCGUAGGACCUCGAUUGUGUGUUGUGUUCCAGUGGUUUAAAAAAUCUUUCACACUCUUAAGUUAUGUUAAAAAAGAUAGUCUGGGCUUUUUUUUUAUCCAGUUUGCGAAAUUUUCUUAUAUAAAUUGUUAUAAAAGAUACACCUGAUUAAUAUUCACUAUUUAAUUUUGAAUUGAAUUGCUGGCCGCAUAUGUACUGGUUGCAAUACUUAAUUACAAGUUACUCGAUGUAGUUGCAGGUUCAGUGCAAAGUGUAGGGUGAAUAUAUGAAAUAAGUAGUGGAGUCCACAUAGAUAAAUGGUGUCGAAUAAAGUUCCUAUAAAACACAUGGAAAGCAGAGCGAAGUUAUUAAAUAUAAUUGUCUUAUUCAACUCCAAUAAAAAAAAAUAAGAUUAAACUAGACAAGUGUUAAAAUUCACUGCGUAAUCUCCAGUGAUAACGAAGCCCCCAUUUCGUUUGUGAUUCAGCAUAUGUGAUUCUAUAUUAUUUUUAUUCACGUGAUAUUUGAGAAGUGUUCAGAGUUACACAAAAAAGAUACAUUCAACUCUGGAAAAGUGCAUGGAAAGUGUAAAAUCAAUUAAAUUGUUUUUAUGUUGCCGGGCUUCAGUGUGUUUGUGAUCCGACUUAGUUGCAUAAAAUUUUGUACACUUUUCUGCGGAGGAAUUACGCAAAGGAGCAUCUAGAUGGAGGCUGUACAGCGGAAGUUGGAACCAAAUCCCAAGGAUGGGGCUAAUAUCUUGUCGCGUAUCUUCCUCGUUUGGACGGCGAAAAUUUUUAAAAUUGGAUAUAGUAAAGUUCUGGAUGUUACGGAUCUUUUUCGGCCCCUUUACAAUGAUCAGUCGGAUGUUUUGGGGGAUCGAUUGGAAGCAAACUGGUAUGCACAACAGAAAAACAAAAAGCCAUCCCUUCUUAAGGCAGUCUUCAAAACAUUUUGGAAAGAUUUGGCAAUUAUGGCGGUAUUGGCUGCAAUAGCAGAUUUCGGUGUUCGCCUGUUCCAACCCCUAGUGUUGGGUCAACUAUUGUCCUUCUUCCGCUUAGAUGUUGAAGUAAAGGACCCAGAUGCUCGAUUCUACUGGGGAGGAACCUUGGUUUUUCUAUCUGCUGUAGGAUCUAUAACUUUCAACCACUACACGAUGAUUGCGUUUCACACAGGCAUGAGGAUACGAGUAGCAGUUUGCAGUCUUAUUUAUCGGAAAGCUUUGCGGUUGUCCCGAACGGCAUUGGGUCAAACAGCCCCUGGAAAAGUGGUGAAUCUUCUGUCCAAUGAUGUCAGUCGCUUCGAUCUUGUGUCUAUCUUCGUUAAUGCUAUGUGGUCGGCUCCGUUAUUGACUAUUAUCAUUGCUGUGAUGUUGUACUUAGAGAUCGGAUAUUCGGGGUUGAUUGGAAUGAUUGUGAUCGCCUUUGUCGUUUUCUUGCAGUCAUAUACCGGUAAACUAUCGUCGAAGUUCCGAUACCAGACUGCCAUAAGAACGGACGAGAGGGUUCGUUUCAUGGACGAAAUUAUUUCCGGAAUUCAGGUAAUCAAAAUGUACGCUUGGGAGAAACCAUUUGCCCGAAUAAUCUCAUUCGCUCGUCAAGUGGAAUUGAAGGUAGUCCGUAAAAAUACCCACGUUCGAGCUCUCUACAUGACCUUUAACUUGUUCACAACCCGAGCUGCAAUUUUCAUCACUAUCAUGACCCUAGUCCUGAGCGGUGGAGAUGUUUCUGCAACCAAAGUGUUCGUUGUAACUUCGUAUUACAAUAUUCUGUCGGGAAUCAUGUCGCAAAUGUUUGUUCGUGGAGUAGCUGAAAUGGCUGAGGCUUUUGUAUCCUUUAAGCGUCUCCAAACCUUCCUAGAUUACGAAGAAAAAGAAGUUAAUAAAAAGGACUUCCUGAACCAGUUUGGCAUGAAUGGUGAUGCGGGUGAUAAAGUUAAAGAGAAUGGAGUUGAAACACUAGGAAAGGGAAUCGCAUUGCAGCUGAAGCAUGCAACUGCCAAGUGGUCCGCUCCUGAUCCAAAUUCAAAUAAACAUUCUUAUGAAACGAAGAAAAAGACUAAGCAAUCAAAGAAAUUGAAGAAACUCGCCAAGAAAAAUGGCAAUACUCCCGCACCGGAAGCUGAUCAUAAUGACAGACUUACACUGGACGACGUCAGCAUCGACUUUAAAAAAGGAAAAUUGAUUGGCAUUAUCGGAGCAGUUGGAUCCGGAAAAUCAUCUCUUCUUCAAGUUAUAUUGGAGGAGCUUCCACUCAAGACUGGAUCAGCAACUUGUCCAGGAAAGAUUUCAUAUGCUUGCCAGGAACCUUGGGUGUUUUCUGGAACAGUUCGUCAAAAUAUUUUGUUCGGGCAAGAGAUGGAGAAAAUUCGGUACGAUUCAGUGGUAAAAGCGUGUGCUUUGAUUAAGGAUUUCGAACAGUUCCCAGAAGGAGAUAUGACGGUAAUUGGAGACAAAGGAGCUUCACUUUCUGGUGGUCAGAAGGCACGUAUUAAUUUGGCACGUGCAGUUUACAGGCAAGCAGAUGUUUACCUCUUGGAUGACCCCCUUAGUGCUGUUGAUGCUCACGUUGGUCGACAUCUUUUUGAACAAGUAAUUGGCCCAACAGGUCGCCUAGCCAGACGACAUGUAACACGAGUCCUGGUCACACACCAAAUUCAUUUCCUGAAAGAAGCAGAUUGGAUAGUUGUACUGAAUGAUGGCAAAAUAGAAAUGCAAGGUACUCCAGGUGAUCUCUCAAAGAGUGACAAUGACUUCGCCCAAUUGCUGGAGCAAGAUGUAAGCGACGAAGAAGAUGAGGAAGAAAAGGAAACAGACGAUCAAACAAUGAUUAGCAGCAGUCGAAGGUCCUCAACAAAAUCGGUGUCUGCUUCACGAAAUACGUUAUCUGGCAAGGAGGCAGCUGAUGGUGAAAAGGGCAAAGAUAACCACAAGGAACAAGCUCAUCAAAUGGAGGCAACAUCCAAAGGAGUGGUUAAAGGAUCAAUUUCAUGGAAUUACAUCAAAGCUGGAGGAUCCAUUGUGUUACCUUUCGUCGUUGUGGUUUUAUAUGCGUUAACACAAAUGUUUGCCAGCUUCACGGAUUGGUGGGUGUCAUUCUUCACAGAACAGGAGGAAAUGCGGACAUACUACAGUAGUAACAACAUAUCGGUCGAAAUAACUAGUCCUUUUAAUGAAAAUUUCGAUCAAGUUAAGAAUAUCACUAAAAUGGUGGAGGUUUUCAAUAGCACCUUGAAUAUGACUUUAACUGAGGCAGAAGAGGAAACGGUGGGCUACUUGGUUAGUACAGACUUCCUGAUUGCCGUGCAUGGUACGAUUGUUGUGUUGAUAUUCCUUAUCGGCAUCCUACGAUCAAUUGGCUUCUUCACGAUGGCGGUUAGAGCUUCCCAGAAAAUGCAUGAUGGCAUGUUCAGUAGUUUGAUCAGGGCUCCAAUGAGGUUCUUCGACACCAAUCCGUCCGGUCGUAUCCUGAAUCGUUUCUCCAAGGACAUGGGAGCUGUCGAUGAACUUUUACCAAAGGCUAUUUUGGACGCGGGUCAGAUCAUCCUGAAUAUGAUUGGUGCAAUUAUUGUUACAACUACAGUUCAGCCAAUAUUUUUGAUCCUGGUUUGCGUUCUGGGCGUUAUUUUCUGGUUUAUUCGAAAAGUUUACCUGAAAACAUCAAAGAAUCUCAAACGAUUGGAUGGAAUAACAAGAUCACCAGUGUUCACUCAUUUGGCAGCAUCCUUGAACGGAUUAUCGACGAUUCGAGCUUAUGGAGCUCAAACUGGCUUGAUUAAGGAGUUCGACGCUCAUCAGGAUAUUCACACAGCUUCGUAUUACAUGUAUAUUAGUACGUCGACAGCCUUUGGAUUAUCCUUGGAUAUAGUUUGCCUGGUUUUCCUUUGUUGCGUGACGUUCUACUUUUUGAUCGCAGAUGAUGGUGCCAUGGGCGGUCAAGUCGGUCUAGCCAUCACCCAAACCAUGUCCAUCACUGGUCUCCUCCAAUGGGGUAUUCGUCAAAGUGCAGAAGUAGCCAAUCAACUCAUGGCAGUAGAACGUGUCCUUGAGUAUCGUGACUUGGAACAGGAAAAGCAGCCAAUGAAAUUAGCCCCAAUUACAAAGGACUGGCCCACAGCUGGUAAAAUCGAAUUCAGACAGGUUGUCUACAGAUACUAUGAAGGAGCUGAAGCAGUUCUUAAAGGACUCAACUUUGUGAUCUAUCCAAAGGAGAAAAUUGGUAUCGUUGGACGCACAGGAGCUGGUAAAUCAUCUUUAAUUGGUGCUAUAUUCCGAUUGGCUAAGGUAGAGGGAGACAUUCUCAUUGAUGGAGUAAACAGCGCAACAAUUAGCUUGGAGAACCUACGAUCACAUGUUUCAAUUAUUCCACAAGAUCCAGUUUUGUUUUCUGGCACCAUUCGAAGAAAUCUGGAUCCUUUUGAAGAAUAUCCUGAUUCAGCUUUAUGGCAAGCUCUGGAAGCAGUAGAACUUAAGGACAUUGCGUCGGGAUCACUUGGCCUACAAGGAAUGGUAGCAACUGGCGGAGGUAACUUCAGUGUUGGUCAGAGACAACUGGUUUGUCUGGCACGUGCUAUUUUAAGGAACAAUAAGAUAUUGGUUUUGGAUGAAGCAACAGCAAACGUUGAUCCACACACCGACAGUUUAAUCCAGAAAACCAUCCGGGAACGAUUCGCAGACUGCACCGUCCUAACAAUUGCUCAUAGAUUGCACACCAUCAUGGAUUCAGAUCGAAUCCUUGUUAUGAAUUUCGGGCUGGUCGAAGAGUUUGACAUUGCUCAUACCCUGCUUCAAAAGCCAAAUGGUCUCCUGCGGGACAUGGUCAUGACGACUGGACCGCAGGAAUCUGAACGAUUAAUAGAAAUGGCCAAAGAAAAGUACGAGUCAAUGGCGAAGAUAAUGUAAUGCUGCUCAGUUUGGAGUGAAGAUACCUGUAUCUUGUUGUAGAGUAAUUUAUUCGUCCUUAGAGGGCGAAUUGUAUUUUUAGUAUUAUUUAUUUACUUAUUUCGUAUUUUAUUUGAAAGUUGUUGUUUUAUGAAACACGGAUAUUCAGGGAACAAUUCAGUUUUAAGGAGCUGUACAUGUUAUCAGAUAAGGAGACUUCUCGCAUUUAUUUAGAAACUGUCCUGUUUGUACAACGAACAAUGUAAGUCGAAAUUGUAGAUAUAAUUUAAGCUUUGAUGUUUUCAUAUGUAUACGAAAACGAACGAAAUAAAUUAUAAGCUAAUUUGAUA
Messenger RNA from Hermetia illucens (black soldier fly), 5785 nucleotides. Its product is annotated as multidrug resistance-associated protein 4-like. The coding region runs from base 1263 to 5456 and encodes 1397 amino acids. Gene Ontology annotation, molecular function: ABC-type transporter activity; ATP hydrolysis activity; ATP binding. The record is from RefSeq and is a predicted model, not a curated record. The transcript is spliced from 13 exons. Gene Ontology annotation, cellular component: membrane. Gene Ontology annotation, biological process: transmembrane transport. NCBI's taxonomy places the organism in Eukaryota, Metazoa, Arthropoda, Insecta, Diptera, Stratiomyidae.